Messenger RNA from Parnassius mnemosyne (clouded apollo), 285 nucleotides. The record is from the annotation of a GenBank genome assembly. NCBI's taxonomy places the organism in Eukaryota, Metazoa, Arthropoda, Insecta, Lepidoptera, Papilionidae.
AUGCUCAAUAACAGGCAGUGGGUAUUCCAACAAGAUUCGGCGCCAGCUCAUAGAGCGAAGAGCACACAAGACUGGCUGGCGGCGCGUGAAAUCGACUUCAUCCGGCACGAAGACUGGCCCUCCUCCAGUCCAGAUUUGAAUCCGUUAGAUUACAAGAUAUGGCAACACUUGGAGGAAAAAGCGGGCUCAAAUCCUCAUCCCAAUUUGGAGUCACUCAAGACAUCCUUGAUUAAGGCAGCCGCCGAUAUUGACAUGGACCUCGUUCGUGCUGCGAUAGACGACUAG